AUGCCUGAACAAGCAAAUGUUGAACAAAAGAACAUGAUGACCGAUGGAGGAAAAAGUGGUUCACAAAAGAAUGAAAUGCAAUUUUCUAAAUGCAAUCUCCUUUGGCAGAUUUAUAAUGAAAUAUCAUCUUCACGACAUAAUAUCCUGACUUUCUUAAGGAAUCAUUUGAUAGUUAAAACGUGA
Molecule: messenger RNA, 183 nt
Organism: Clunio marinus
Lineage: Eukaryota; Metazoa; Arthropoda; Insecta; Diptera; Chironomidae
Source: the annotation of a GenBank genome assembly